AUGCCAGGGGAACUUACCGAAGGAGGAUCAGGAUUCUAUCCUGUUUCUGCUUUGAACUUUUCGUUCACGCUUAAUGAAACAAACCGGUCCAUUGGAGAGAACUUUCACUUCUCUGAUUUGGAUAAAAGUGAUUUCGUUGGUGAUGGAUCCGCCAUCCUGAGAAUAAUAAUAUCUAUAAUUUAUUCUGUGGUAUGUGCUUUGGGGUUGAUUGGAAACAUCCUUGUCUUAUACCUCAUGAAGUCUAAACAAGUAUGGAAGAAAUCGUCUAUUAAUCUUUUUGUUACGAGUUUAGCAGUGACUGAUUUUCAGUUUGUAUUAACUCUUCCCUUUUGGGCAGUGGAGAACGCUUUGGACUUCACCUGGCUUUUUGGAAAAGCUAUGUGCAAGAUAGUGUCUUAUGUGACGGCGAUGAAUAUGUACGCCAGUGUGUUUUUCCUGACUGCCAUGAGUGUCGCACGGUACUGGUCCGUUGCGUCUGCACUCAAGAGCAGGAGGCGCAGUCCGCGCUGCUGCUCGGCGCGCUUUAUUAGCUUUGUCAUAUGGAUUGCCGCUAUAUCCGCAGCUUUGCCACAUGCGGUGUUUUCCACGACAGCGACCGUCUCCAACGAGGAACUUUGCCUUGUUAAGUUUCCAGAUACUGUUGAUGUACAAUUCUGGCUUGGUCUUUAUCAUAGCCAAAAAGUAUUGAUCGGGUUUCUAAUCCCUUUGGGCAUCAUCAUAGUCUGCUACCUUCUGCUGCUGCGCUUCAUCACGUCCAAGAACGUGAAUACCGCUAGCACAAAAAGACGCUCCAAAGUGACUAAAUCUGUGACUAUUGUGGUUCUGUCAUUUUUCCUCUGUUGGUUGCCCAACCAGGUGCUUACGGCUUGGGGGAUUCUCAUAAAACUGAACGUCUUGCAUUUUAGUUGGGAGUAUUACACUACGCAGGCAUACGUAUUCCCAGUAUCCGUCUGUCUUGCGCACUCUAACAGCUGUUUAAACCCCAUAUUGUAUUGUCUAAUGAGAAGAGAGUUUAGAAAGGCUUUGAAAAAACUUUUUUGGCAAAUAACGUCUCCAUCAGUGACCAACAUGAGGCCGUUUACAGCCACGACCAAGCCAGAGCUUGACGAGCAGGGUCAUCCGCUGGUUCCGAUAAAUCCUGCAGAGCCUGCCUUGGUUUUCUAUCCACCUGGUGCGGUGAUUUACGACAGCAGAAACGAUAUGCUCCCAAACAGUACGUAACUUCUCCGUACCGUUGUGACUGUA
Esox lucius (northern pike) is the source of this 1245-nucleotide messenger RNA. RefSeq names its product relaxin family peptide receptor 3 (gene rxfp3). NCBI's taxonomy places the organism in Eukaryota, Metazoa, Chordata, Actinopteri, Esociformes, Esocidae. The coding region runs from base 1 to 1221 and encodes 406 amino acids. Gene Ontology annotation, molecular function: G protein-coupled receptor activity. The record is from RefSeq and is a predicted model, not a curated record. Gene Ontology annotation, biological process: G protein-coupled receptor signaling pathway; immune response. Gene Ontology annotation, cellular component: membrane. The transcript has a single exon.